Xenopus tropicalis (tropical clawed frog) is the source of this 4459-nucleotide messenger RNA. NCBI's taxonomy places the organism in Eukaryota, Metazoa, Chordata, Amphibia, Anura, Pipidae. The record is from RefSeq and is a predicted model, not a curated record.
UGCCCAAAAGCCACUCGGCGGAUACAGCGUCAGAGGCUUCCCAUAAUGCUUAGGGAGGAGGACUAAAGAUGGCGGCGAAUCCGAACUCAAGCAAACCUAUAUUUGAGUGCCCGAGCUGGGCAGGGAAGCCACCCCAGGGUCUGCACCUUGAUGUUGUGAAAGGAGACAAGCUCAUUGAGAAACUAAUUAUUGAUGAAAAGAAAUACUACCUAUUUGGUAGGAACCCAGAUAUUUGUGACUUUACAAUUGAUCAUCAGUCAUGCUCCAGAGUUCAUUCAGCCCUGGUGUACCACAAGCAUCUGAAGAGGGUCUUUCUGAUAGACCUCAACAGCACACAUGGGACCUUUCUGGGCCAUAUCCGAUUGGAGCCCCACAAACCUCAACAGAUCCCUAUAGAUUCCACAAUUUCGUUUGGAGCAUCGACACGCAUGUACACGUUACGAGAAAAACCUCAAACACUUCCAUCUGCCUUAAAAGGAGACGAAAAGGCAGGGGAAGAUGAUGAAUUAAAAGGCCUCCUGGGCCUUCCAGAAGAAGAGACUGAGCUUGAUAAUCUCACAGAGUUCAAUACUGCCCAUAACAAGAGAAUAUCCACGUUAACUAUAGAGGAGGGCAAUAUUGAUAUUCAGAGACCAAAGAGGAAGAGGAAAAAUUCCCGUGUAACUUUCAGUGAGGAUGAUGAGGUUAUUAAUCCCGAGGAUGUUGAUCCUUCUGUUGGGCGUUUCAGAAAUAUGGUGCAAACAGCUGUGGUUCCUGUAAAGAAAAAGAAAACCGAAAUUCCUGGUUCCCUCAGUCUAGAAGAUUCAGUGGGACGGCGUGUCCAGAACUUCCCGUUUACUGGAGGCCUCUAUGGUGGGCUUCCUCCUACGCAUGCUGAAGGUGGCGCACAGACAGCUGGAGGCCAUGGCACAGCCCUGAUGGGCGGCAUGCCCUUCCCUAAUCUUGCGCCAGAGGUGGAUCUUGCACCUACCACUGCUACUGUAGCUCCCAUAACUGUUGCCCCUGCUCCAUCCAGCUUUACUGCUGAAGCUGUUAAUGAACCCAAGAAAAAGAAGUAUGCCAAGGAGGCCUGGCCAGGGAAGAAACCCACUCCAUCAUUGCUCAUCUAAGAUGACUGCUAUAACACAUGUAGGGAGAUACUGGGACAAUAAGCCAACACUUUGUUUUUCAGGUGUCUGCCAGAAAGAAGGAAACUGGCACAUUUUUUAGCCAGGUUAUCAUUGUCAUGUAUGGUCCUUUUUGCUUUAGUUGUAUGAAAAGAAAUCAGUCAACAUAGGGAUGUCUUAAAAUCCACUCUUGAUAAUGAACCAACCUCAAUUUUUACUGAACAUAAAUGUUUCACUGGUAAGAAAAACUCCUCCAGAAAAAUGACGAGUUCAUGCACGCUAAAUCAAUAUAUCAGUCACAUAGAGGCAGCAGUGAUGGGAAAAAUAUAUUACUGACAAAGGGGAAUAGAAUCAAUGUGUUUUAUGUUGGCCACCUAUAUACAGUGUAUAGAAAUCUGCAUGCAACUGUACAGCUUUAGAGAUAUUUUUAUAUGUAAUAUGUGAAUUCUAUACAUUUAUGUAAACUUUUCCUCUUGCUUUGUUUUAUUUGACUGUGUGUGUGUGUAAAUGGGUGAAAGCUAACUCACAUUAAUUUUCUUUUUAUUUGCCCAUGCUACUAUGCAGUGGCCGCCAGUCAGGGUUACAUUUACCAGCAAGAAGAUAGUGUAUCUCAUAAAUUCAGUACCUAAUCCUCCACCUAUUCCAUAUUCGAAUGCAGAGGAGAAUGUUUAUUUAAAACCAGAAUACUCAUCAAGCAGACAGUAGAAUUCACCAGUAGCUAAAAAUAAGAGGAUGUUGCUCUAUAAUCAGGUAGCAGAAGUAGUAAAGUUUUUGUAUUUAACAUCAGUCUAAUGUUAAUGGUGUAAUUCCUUCUUAACACUACUUUGAUUGGUUCUCCCCAUGUAGAAAAGAAGGUGCAUUGCUGUAUAGUGGUGUAACUACUGAGGGAGCAGCGAUUGCAAGUGCACCCCCUCCCAAUAGGUUUCUUGCAUGCACUAUAUGGAGAUCUGUGGUUCCCUCAUUAUGUGCCUGGUGCUGUAUCUAGGAUGAAAAAACCUUCAGAAAGAGAACUGUGCUUUUCAGUUUGCUAGUAAACUGCAUAUAUUGCAGCACAGAAAUAGGAUCCCUUAUCUGGAAACUUUUUAUUCAGAAAGCUCUGAAUUACAGGAAGCCUAUUUGCCAUAGAGUCCAUUUGAACCAAAUAAUUCUGAUUUUUAAAAAUACAUUUCUUUUUCUCUGUAAUAAUAAAACAGUAAGUACCUUGUACUUGUUCCUAACAAAGUUGGGUGAAGCCAUACUUGUGGCAAAUCAAUCCUAUUGUGUUUAUUUAAUGUUCAAUGUUUUGCACUCUUUAAGUUAUGAUUAUCCAAAUUCUAGAAGCUUACCAGAUAAUUGAGAAAUUUAAAAGGCUGACCACACAUUGGACUUGUCCAGUUUUUUCAGUCUUCAGUGAUAGUGUGCAGGGCUGUGGAGUCGGUAGAUAAAUUCUCUGACUCCUCAGUUUCUGAUAUUUCCGACUCUGACUCCUCUGUUUUUAAUAUGCUAAUGUAUUUAGUGAAGCAUACAGUCAAUGAAAAGCAUUCUUCAUGGUCAUUUAACGUGUUCGUUUAUGCACUGCGUGCAUUGGGCUUUAUUCUUAUAGCAGAGAAGUAAUUAAUUAUGACUGUUUGUGAAUUGGGACAUUUAAACUUGCUUUAUUUUUUUUAUUCCCAUUUAAAUUUAGUAGGAGUAGGAGUCGGAGUCGGUUCAUUUAUUUCCGACUCCAGGUACCCAAAAUUGCCUCCGACUCCACAGCCCUGAUAGUGUGUUCCUUUGGGUUCAGACCUAGAGGGGGAAACUAGUGAAUUCCUACAUUUACAUAAGGUAUAAUGUGCAACAAUCCACAAACAUUGUUUGGUUAUUGCUUAUACAAAUAGGGUAAAGUUCAACUGUUUUUUUCCUACAGCUCCAUAUAAAUCCAUCUUUUUGAGACUGAUCUGUUUGUUACAUUGUCUUCUUUAAACUCCAAGUGUAUAAAAUACGGCUGAAUUGGUUUCCAUGCAAAUUAAGUUACAAGUUAACCAUCCAGUUUGUGUAUUUUUUAGGUGUGCAUUUUGAAAUGAUUGUUUAUCAAGCCCUGUUGGAUCCGUGUGCUUUGCACAUGCAAAUUCUUAUUUCUGGCAUGUAGUUCUAAAGAUUCACUUGCAUUUAAUCUUGCAAACUUCAUGUAUUUUUGCCCAGCAUUACGGUCAGUUAAGGAGAGGUUAUUUUCUGUUCUGUAUAUUCUUGAAAGUUUAUCAUAAUGACUGACAAAGCCAUUCAUACGGUUGUAUUCUGCACAGACAUUACCCACCAAUAUGUACCAUGUAUAUUUGUUUGGACAAGUUUUAAAGUUUGAUUAGCCAGUAUGGGCCAAAGGCACAAAACAAUGCAAAUGUGGGCAUACUGAGUAUUGCCACUUGUACAGUACCCUUGUGGCCUGUGGGCUAAUCACCAUCAAGGAUCAGCCAAACAAACACGCUUAUACAGGUAUAGGACCUGUUAUCCAGAAUGCUCAGGACCAAGGGUAUUCGAGAUAAGGGGUCUUUCCGUAAUUUGGAUCUCCAUACCUUGUUUAAAAAAAAAAUCAAUAAGCCUAAAAAAUCAAUAAAACAUUAAUUAAACCCAACAUGAUUGUUUUGCAUCCAAUAAGGAUUCUUUAUAUAUUAGUUGGGAUCAAUCACAAGGUACUGUUUUAUUAUUACAGGGAAAAAGGAAAUCUGUUUUAAAAUUCUGAAUUAUUUGAUUAAAAUGGAGUCUUUGGGAGACAGGCUUUCCAUAAUUCGGAGCUUUCUGGAUAACGGGUUUCCAGAUAAGGGGUCCGAUACCUGUACUUAUUAAUUUUGCCAAUUCAUUAUCAGGAGGGGAAUUUACAUUUUGUUUGUCUUUAAGACGAUGCACUCAAGUUGAGGUGGUGUGUUUAGCCAGGUUUUGUCAUGGUGACGCUUUUCAGGGCUGUGAUACACCCCAAAUGUGGCAGUAUAGUUUAGUGCCUCUCUGCCUACUGCAGUUGAGUUGAUAAAUAACUGUUAUAUACAGCCCACCUAUUCAUUCUCAGUGAUAGAGGUUCACAACUGCAAUGGUUAAUCUCCUUUAUUACAUAGAGCAGCAGCAGAUAUUUUUGUUUUUUUUAGAAAACUUUGCGAUCCCAUCAGUAAAACUUACAUUUAUAUUAUUUUCCUCUUUUCCCCUUAACAAGAAGUUUUAUUUAAGCCAGCAAUAGUGAUCCAUCAGAUAUCAAAAUGUUUUGUAUAUAGAUUUCUUUUCUGAUUGUGCAGGUUUCAUUUGAUAGAUUAUUAUGUAUUUUAACACUUUGUAUUUCUUUAGUCUGAGUUUUGGCUAUUAAUUACUUUUAAAAUGAGAAAAGUUCAACUGAAAUAAAAAACUCAGAUCUA